Messenger RNA from Uranotaenia lowii, 423 nucleotides. Its product is annotated as DNA replication licensing factor Mcm2-like. The transcript is spliced from 2 exons. The coding region runs from base 1 to 423 and encodes 140 amino acids. The record is from RefSeq and is a predicted model, not a curated record. NCBI's taxonomy places the organism in Eukaryota, Metazoa, Arthropoda, Insecta, Diptera, Culicidae.
AUGCGACGUCGUGAUCACGCAACCGGAAUUCAUCGAGACGAUCGGAAACUUUUCUACGAAAAGUAUGACGAAAACGAUUAUGGGCCCCGAGCCAAACGCCGAGCGGCUGGGAAAGCUGUUGAAGGAGUGGCGGAAAACUUGGAAGAUACCAAGGGGCAUAGCAUCAAGGAAUGGGUUUCUAUGUUGGGUUCACGUACCGAAAUCGCUAACAGAUUUAACAGCAAGGGCCAGUAUGUCCACCGCGAUAAAGUCCGACGGAUGUGCGAACAGAACAAAUCGAGUUUUGUUAUUGCUAAUCCGGAUUUGGCGAACAGCCAACAUGCUUUGGCCUAUUUUCUUCCAGAAACACCUUUUAAAAUAUUGGAAAUUAAUGAUAAAGUUUCCAGGGAAAUGGUGUUGAGCAUCUAUCCCACACAGAUAUAA